Penicillium olsonii is the source of this 2205-nucleotide messenger RNA. Lineage: Eukaryota; Fungi; Ascomycota; Eurotiomycetes; Eurotiales; Aspergillaceae. The record is from the annotation of a GenBank genome assembly.
AUGACCAUUGCCCUCCGGAAACUGGGGUACAACCCCUAUCACGGCUCGGAAUGCUUUAAGAACCCUCCCCACGACUUCAACCUCUGGAUUGAAGCCAUGGAAUGUAAUUUCCUCAACCACCCCAAACCACGAUACAACACCGAAGACUUCGACCGUUUGAUAGGAGCGUACGAUGCUGUCAUGGAUAUCCCCGCAUGUCUAUUCUGGGAAGAUCUAUCCCGCGCAUACCCCGAUGCCAAAAUCAUAUUGACAACUCGCGACGUAAAUAGUUGGUACACUUCUGCCAAUGCGACGGUGUUCAAAUUUAUGCGGAUCCCGUUCUUCCGUUUCUGGCACCGGAUGGACUCGACGGUGCUGGGCCCGCUGUUCCGGCAGUCCGAGCUGGUGUGGAAGAUCUUUUGCGGAAAUGACUAUGAGGAGUCGGUGGUGAAACAGGCGUACCUGGACCACUAUGAUCGGAUUCGGGCGGCGAUUCCGCAGGACCGGUUGUUGGAGUUUGAGACGGGGAAGAGUGGGUGGAAAGAGUUGUGCGAGUUCCUGGACGAGCCUGUUCCUGAUGAACCCUGGCCGAAGGCGUAUCCCACCGUGGAGUUCCAGCAUCACAUGGAUCUGGCGAUGGAGGAUGCUAUCCGUACCAUUGUGCGGUGGGUAGCAGUGUUUUUGCUUGUGGGUAUAUUUCCCUCGUCCACCAUGCCUCGCGACCUCUGGCUUCUGCUGGCCCUGGCGGCAUCGUCAGUGGCGGAUAUUCCCCCGUUCUAUCAAUCGCAUCCGUACGACAUAGGCGCCUUCGACAGAUGGCCUCACCAGCUAUAUCACUCCUCCAAUGCAAUUGGCCCCAUUUUGAACUAUCACAGCAAAAGCGAAGGAUGUCUUAAUGAUGACCUAUACACUGUGCUGCCAUACUGGGGGAAGCAGGUGAACAUACCCGGGUUGAUGCUUGUGGACGCAGAAGGAUAUCUUACCUGGCAUAGCACCAGAUAUGUGACGGGGGACGUACAAGCCUUCCAAGGGGAAGAUUACAUUGUGGCUCUGGCGAUGGACUCAACCUACUACGCACUGAUCAACAAUCGCUACGAAGAAGCUUAUCAGAUUCGCGUAGGAGGCGAGUGGAAUCUCGACGCGCAUGAAUUAACCUUGACGCCGGACGGAACGGCUCUCUUGGUCUUCAAUGGUGUCAUCCCCACCAAUGAAACCUCCUUCGACGCGCCCCCAGGAGUGGAUUUCCUGCUGGAAUCUGGCAUCCAGGAGAUCGACGUGCUGACGAGAGAAGUGGUCUUUGAGUGGCGGGCGUCAGAACACUUCAAGUUCGAAGAGUACUACCAUUUCCAGUCAAGCGAUGGGCGGACGGAGACGACAGCGCCGGACCUGUUUCACAUCAACAGCAUCGAGAAAGACGCACUCGGCAACUUCCUCAUCUCGUGUCGAAUGAUGAGCUCGGUCGUCUACGUAGACGGAAAGACCGGCGAUGUGAUUUGGAAACUCGGCGGCAAGGGCAACAGUUUCAAAGACCUGUCCAAUGGCGCAGCUAGCUUCAACGGCCAACACCAUGCUCGGUUCCACGACCAUCAGCGAAAGAUUUCCAUUUUCGACAAUGGGAACUGCCCCGGUCGUCCAGUGACAGGACCAACGCGCGGUAUUACACUCCUCGUCGACACAGAGAACAUGACCGUCAAUCUCGAGCAGGAAUACAUCAGUCCAAACAAGGUCUUGACCGAUAACAGCGGAUCCAUGCAAAUUUUGAACAACGGUAACGUCGUCCUCGGAUUUGGCCCGAACGCCAACUGGGCGGAAUACUCGUCGAAUGGAACACUACUCUGCAACACCCACAUGGGCCCAGAGACAUGGUUCAACAGUGGUGAAAUUCGCAGUUACCGGAUUUCCAAAAGCGCUUGGGUUGCGGAUCCCCUGACUCGGCCUGAUAUCGCCCUGGUACACGACCGGGCGUAUGUUAGUUGGAAUGGUGCCACGGAAGUAUCGGAGUGGGUUUUGAAGGGUGUUGGGGGUGAGAUCCAGAACCCAGCUGAUGCAUACGUGUUGGGUCAAUAUCCGAAACUGCACUUUGAGACGGAUAUUCCUAUUCCGGACACCUAUGCUGGAGGCUCGCUAUUUGUGAGCGCUUUGGAUCGCGAUGGGAAUAUCCUUGGGUCAUCGCGUGUUGUGCAGUGGCAGUCGACUGUUCGACCUGGGUUGAUCAGCCAGGCUUAG